AUGCUAAAGCUAAUAAUUACUAUCACCAUUUUGUUAGGAUAUUUUGAGAUAAGUUCGAAAACUCAGGUUAAUGGAAGUAUUGUCAAGAUGUCGAAGGGUGAUAAAAAUAUUAAGAGCGAAUUCACUUGUGAAAUGUGUAUAUCAUUUGCCAAUGUAACGCUGAGCAUUUUUCAAGAAGAAUUUAUUUGGAAAACGUAUUUUCUUCUAUUCUAUCCAAGUUGUUACCUGAUACCUUUUCAAAAUUACCGUGAGGUGUGUGAGCAACUGUUAUCUGGUGAGCUAGCUAAACUAGUCGCGAUCCAUUUCAAUGAAAUCAGUGCGCCAACAUUUUGCUAUGAAAUUUCACUCUGUGAAAGUUCGGCCCAACCUCAAAUAAACCAUAAGCAUCUUUAUCUAACAGGAAAGAGUGAAUUCUGA
Heterobilharzia americana is the source of this 417-nucleotide messenger RNA. NCBI's taxonomy places the organism in Eukaryota, Metazoa, Platyhelminthes, Trematoda, Strigeidida, Schistosomatidae. The record is from the annotation of a GenBank genome assembly.